UUCCCGGGAAAUGAAUUUUUUGGAGUGAUUGCAGGAUUUCAUUCAUUUUGAGUGAUUCUUCUUGAAAACGAUACUGUCAGCCAAUGAAUAAAGACACAGACGCUUCAUAACUAUUAGUUGAAUAAAAACACCAUUACAUACAACAAAUUGACGGAAAUAGCUUGUGGUACUAAAUAUGGACAAACGAAAGAAGUAUGGCAAUGCAAACGGUACUGGGCCUCCGCAGAAGAAAAUGAGGGGGGAUGAUGACGAUGACCCGUCGACCUUUGAGGCCGAGUUGGCGAUGCUGGACGAUUAUGAGGCUGAGGUCGCGGACAAUGACUCACAGGAUGUGUUGGGUGAUGGACCCGCUUACCAGAGUACAAAUCCAAAAUGGGCUAGGCCACCAGUUCCCAAAGACUUGAAUCCCAAGAAGGAUAAGUUUGUCUUCCAGCAAGUUGAUGUCGAUUAUUAUGUCGGCCAGCCCCUCCCUGGUAUGCCGGGUUCCACUGUAGGCCCUGUCCCGAUCAUCAGAAUGUAUGGCAUUACAAUGGACGGCAACAGCAUUCUCGCCCACAUCCAUGGAUUCCCGCCAUAUUUCUUCGUGACGGCACCGUUAAACUUCAAAGCUGAGGAUUGUAAAAAAUUCAAGAAUGCACUGAAUGAUGCAUUGCUGAAAGAACGAUCGGCCAAAGAUGUCGCACAGUGUGUUCUAGCCGUUGAUAUGCACAUGAAAGAAAGUAUUUAUGGUUUCCAUUGCAACAAAAAAGUUCCAUUUCUGCGUGUGACGAUGGCUAUACCAAGGAUUGUCCCAGCUGCUAAGCGCAUUCUUGAAGGAGGCUUCAAUGUUUCCGGCUAUUCAACACAAGCUUAUUCGACUUUUGAAAGCGACAUUGCCUAUGUUGUUCGGUUCAUGGUGGACACCGAUGUAGUCGGAUGCAACUGGAUCGAGAUACCUGCUGGAUCCUACAGUCUCCGAGGAUGUUCGUCAAAUAAUAACAAGGAAAAUAGUCCGCCGUUGAGAUCGCGUUGCCAGAUCGAACUCGAUGUGUCGUGGGAGAGGUUCAUAUCGCAUCCAGCAGAGGGCGAAUGGUCCAAAGUUGCCCCGUUCAGGAUCCUUAGCUUUGAUAUUGAAUGUGCUGGUAGGAAGGGUGUCUUCCCAGAGGCCGAAGUUGACCCUGUCAUUCAGAUAGCAAACAUGGUCAUCAACCAAGGAGAGAAGACGCCCUUCAUCAGAAACGUGUUCACGCUGAAAAAAUGUGCAAAGAUUGUUGGAAGUCAAGUGAUAUCAUAUGAGAAGGAGACAGACGUUCUCCAGAAAUGGGCAGAAUUUGUUCGAGAAGUUGAUCCGGACAUCAUCACCGGUUACAACAUCGUGAAUUUCGAUUUUCCGUAUUUGAUUAAUCGCGCCAACCAUUUGAAGAUCAAGAAUUUCCCGUACCUCGGCCGAAUUAAAGAUUCGCAGUCGAAAAUCAAGGAGUCGAUGAUUCAAUCGAAGCAGAUGGGUCGGCGGGAGAAUAAGGAUAUCAACAUCGAGGGACGGGUGCAGUUUGAUUUGCUCCAGGUCCUCCUGCGAGACUACAAGUUACGGUCGUACACGCUCAACGCUGUUUCCUUCCAUUUCUUACAAGAGCAAAAAGAAGACGUCCAACAUUCCAUCAUCACAGAUCUCCAGAAUGGCAAUGAGCAGACGCGACGCCGUCUGGCGGUGUACUGCAUGAAGGAUGCCUACUUACCCCUACGUCUGCUCGACAAACUCAUGUGCAUCAUCAACUAUAUGGAGAUGGCCAGGGUGACGGGCGUGCCGCUUCCGUAUUUGCUCACCAGGGGGCAGCAGAUUAAAGUUAUAUCGCAGUUAUUGAGGAAGACGAAAGAACAGGAUUUACUUCUUCCGACUAAAAAAAUAGAAACCGGAGAGGAAUAUACUGGUGCUACCGUUAUUGAGCCGAUCAAAGGCUACUAUGAUUCGCCGAUAGCUACUCUCGAUUUCUCCUCCCUCUAUCCGUCCAUUAUGAUGGCCCACAACCUCUGUUAUACGUCACUGGUCAAUCCCCAGAUCAUUCAGAAAUUAGGGCUAACUGCUGAUCAGUACAUCAAGACACCAUCGGGGAACUACUUCGUGAAGAAAUCUGAGCGGAAGGGACUGUUGCCUGAGAUCUUGGAAAACAUUUUAGCCGCAAGGAAAAAGGCAAAAUAUGAUCUCAAGCUGGAGACCGAUCCAUUCAAGAAGGGGGUGUUGGAUGGUCGCCAGUUGGCCCUCAAGAUGAGUGCAAACUCCGUUUAUGGAUUUACGGGCGCGCAAGUUGGCAAACUGCCAUGUUUGGAAAUCUCUCAGAGCGUGACGGCGUUUGGGCGCAUGAUGAUCGAGCAGACGAGGCAGCACGUCGAGGACAGAUACACGAUCGCGAACGGAUAUAAACAUGAUGCGAAGGUUAUCUAUGGCGACACUGACUCCGUUAUGUGCAAGUUUGGGGUGGAGACGGUUGCCGAGGCGAUGGAACUCGGGAAAGAGGCAGCAAACGUCAUCUCGGAGACAUUUCCUCAUCCAAUCAAACUCGAGUUCGAAAAGGUUUAUUUUCCAUACUUGUUGAUCAACAAGAAGCGAUAUGCCGGACUCUAUUUCACCAAACCAGAGAUUCACGACAAAAUGGACUGCAAAGGCAUUGAGACUGUGCGUCGGGAUAACUGCCCCCUGGUGGCCAACCUCAUCAGCAAUUGCUUACAAAAGAUACUGAUAGAUAGGGAUCCAAUGGGAGCGGUGGACCAUGCUAAGCAGACAAUCUCCGACCUCCUCUGCAAUCGCAUCGACAUAUCACAGCUGGUCAUAACAAAGGAGUUGACCAAGACCGAAGGAGAAUAUGCAAAUAAGCAAGCGCAUCAGGAACUGGCCAAUCGGAUGAGGAAGCGAGAUCCGGGAAAUGCGCCGAAACUUGGUGAUCGAGUGCCAUACGUCAUUAUCGCUGCAGCGAAGGGUAUUGCUGCGUAUAUGAAAUCUGAGGAUCCAAUUUACGUUCUCGAGAAUAGCAUCCCGAUCGACACCCAGCAUUAUUUGACCAAUCAGAUUUCAAAACCUCUGCUCAGAAUCUUCGAUCCCAUCCUUGGCGAAAAGAAAGCUGAAUCCAUCUUGCUUCGGGGGGAUCACACAAGAACAAAAACGAUUGUCACUUCCAAGAUUGGUGGCCUUACUGCAUUCACCAAAAAGAAGAGCACGUGUAUCAGUUGCAAAGUGGUGCUAGACCAGGAUGGUGCUGCUGUCUGCAGGUACUGCAAGGAGAAAGAAUCGGAAAUCUACCAGAAGGAAAUCUCUCAGCUUCACGCACUCGAGGAGAAGUUUUCACGGCUUUGGACGCAGUGUCAGCGCUGCCAGGGGAGCUUGCAUGAGGACGUAUUAUGCACAAGUCGGGAUUGCCCGAUCUUCUACAUGAGGAAGAAGGUGCAGAAGGACCUUGCUGAUCACGACAAACUUAUCGAAAGGUUCGGAGUGCCAACUUGGUAGUACGUGGAACCUACCUAAGCAGACACCUCUCUACUAAGGAACCCUCUCUAUUAAACACACUGGAUUUGCUCCCAAAUUUAUCAUUUUCACUCAAUUUGACAGUCAAGGACAUCUCUCAAUUAAGGACAGGCUCCCAAGGUUGUCCCUAAUGAAGAGGUCCAACUGCAUCAGUGAUCAAGAGAAAUUCAUUGAAUAGUUUCGGGUGCUGACUUGGCAGUGAAAGUGAUCAGGACAUUGACUUUGCAAACUUUGUCAAAAAAACCCAUUGUGUUCAAACGAAUUUGAGAUGGAACGUAAUUUCUUAUGUGCCGCAUGAGUUGAUGCGAUGGUCUGUAAUAAUAAUGAAUACUGUUGUGUAGAGCUAUGCACUGUAAAUUAUGUAAUAAGUUUCCAGUUGACAAGUACAGUACACUUUUAGACAGUGUAGGAAAACUGAGUGAUAUUUGUGGGGGGGGGGACCAGAAAACUCAUACUUGAUAAUUUAAAUACCGAUUACGUAUUGCAGCACAAGCACAAAAUCAAGUUGGAAAUUUGAAUGUGAGAUGCCAUGGUGAACUCAACAAUUCAUGAUAGGAAUGUUCAACCUUUUCAACCUUACAACUUACAUCUGCCACUCGGAAAUUGCAAGGUUACGAAAUAAAUUGAGCCUUAAAAACUCGCAAAUGCGAUCACGGCAUACUGGACCUUAUUGGUGUUUAAAGAAAUCGUUCUGUAUUCAGAUGUGAAACUAACGAUAAUUGUAAAUGUUUACAUUUUCCUUAUUUUUUUGCCACUGUCGAGAAAAUGAUCAAGUGAGUCACUGCCUAUUUGGUUUUCACAGAAAAAACAUUAACACAAUGUUAUCUUGUCGACUAAUUGGAAUAAAUAAAAGUAAAUUUUUUGUAAUAUUUGAUACGGAAUUUAUGAAGUGAUAUAUACUUUCU
Messenger RNA from Lineus longissimus, 4398 nucleotides. Its product is annotated as DNA polymerase delta catalytic subunit-like. The record is from RefSeq and is a predicted model, not a curated record. The transcript has 22 exons. Gene Ontology annotation, cellular component: delta DNA polymerase complex. The coding region runs from base 176 to 3475 and encodes 1099 amino acids. Gene Ontology annotation, molecular function: DNA-directed DNA polymerase activity; DNA binding; 3'-5'-DNA exonuclease activity. NCBI's taxonomy places the organism in Eukaryota, Metazoa, Nemertea, Pilidiophora, Heteronemertea, Lineidae. Gene Ontology annotation, biological process: DNA-templated DNA replication; nucleotide-excision repair, DNA gap filling; base-excision repair, gap-filling.